Molecule: messenger RNA, 2865 nt
Organism: Penicillium malachiteum
Lineage: Eukaryota; Fungi; Ascomycota; Eurotiomycetes; Eurotiales; Aspergillaceae
Exons: 5
Coding region: 1-2865 (954 amino acids)
Biological process (GO): regulatory ncRNA-mediated heterochromatin formation
Cellular component (GO): nuclear RNA-directed RNA polymerase complex
Molecular function (GO): helicase activity
Source: RefSeq, a predicted model, not a curated record
AUGUUUCCACACACUGGCAUGGACACCAUCAACACAAAACGGACAGCUAACCUGGCUGUCCGUCAAUACUUUCAAGCCCAUGGUCCUUCUGCCAAGCAGAAUGCAGAGUGGGUGGAGAAGUCAGAGCUGCCCUCUGAGGAAGAACUCGUGGGUUCCGAGGGCAUUACAGACGGUGAUGUUCUUCUGCAGCCAAAUUGCACCACAAAACCUUGGGGGUCAACCGGGGAAUACAUGGGAGCUCACUAUGCCCUCCUACGGGAGGAUUCUGUUGCGCCACUUCGUGACGCAGUGGCAUACAUGCGGGCUGAUCCCUCGAUGGUUGACACCAAGGAUGUGGUUGUGUAUGAAAAGGUACACAUUGUUCGCAUCACUAUGGCUCAGGGAGGCAUGGCCUUUCGGAUACGAUUCUCCACUCAUCGUGCUGGUAAAAAGAUCUUAUGGAAGUACUCUUCUCGCUUGCUUGCCGGAUCUGUGGUUGCUUUGUCUCCCGCUAAGGACGCAUUCAAAUCCAAGUGUGUGGUCGCAACUGUUGCAGCUCGACCGCUGGAUCUGGUCUCAAAUUAUCCUCACCAAGUCGAUAUUUACUUCGCCACUCCCGAAGAUAUCGAUUUCGAUCCACAGACAGAAUGGAUCAUGGUUGAGUCUAGAGUGGGUUAUUUUGAAGCCUAUCGGCACACCCUCACAGCUCUUCAGAAGCUUUAUCAUGAAAGUUUCCCUUUGAGCAAUCACAUCUGUCACUUGGACGCCAAUGUUCCGGUCUCGGACAGUAUUAUGGAAAAUUCUUCAUUAGAUUUCCAGUGCCUGACUGGCACCUCUUCUGAAGUCAAAUCUUCGUACAAUGUUCUGACAGAUCUUCCCACGACCCCAUUGGGAAAUCUUAACGAUCUUCAAUGGCAAGCCCUAAAAGAGAUGCUGACAAAAAAGCUCGCCCUGAUUCAGGGACCUCCAGGAACAGGAAAGACUCAUAUAUCUGUCAUUGCGCUGAAAAUCCUUCUCGCCAAUACGAUUGCCGGUGAGCCUCCUAUCAUCAUUGCCGCUCAUACAAACCAUGCAUUGGACCAGCUUCUCAGACAAGUGGCCCAUUUUGAAAAGAACUAUAUUCGGUUGGGUGGGAGGUGCAAGGAUUUAGAAAUUUGCCAAAGAACGCUGUACUCCGUCAGACGUUCCUUCAACCCUCGUCGCCUGGAUGAUGGCCUUUUAGAGCCAGCGAUGACAGAGUAUCGACAAAUUACCGCUGAGAUUGUUGAGCUUUUCAAGCCAUUGGAGAAUGAACUAGUUUGCAUGGGCCCUCUGAGCGCUGGUACAUUCGUCAAAUAUGGUCUCUUGACCCAAGAGCAAUUCGAUUCCAUGGCGCAGGAGACCAAUGUAUGGCUGACGGCCAGUGGUGAUCAGAGAGUGGAUCCGUUCAAGGAGUGGCUUAGUGACCAAAUUGAACUAUUUGAGCCAAAUUACGGUGAGGAGAAUGAGAAUUCCAUAUUUGAUGACAUCGACGCAGAGUAUGAGCAGCUACAAGAGCUCGAAGCUGAGCAAGGGCCUGAUAAUGAAGAUUAUGAGGGUCUGAAAGGAAGAUCUGUGACUUUCGCGACAUCCUUUCGCGGCAAGUCACGGGAGGUGGUUUCAGAGGAGACCAUUGAGCUCUAUCUUCAGAGCCCAGACUUUUCGAAGGUUCCGAUUAAACAUCGAGGCUCACUCUAUAAUCACCUUCGCGCGAAGUUGUUUCAAAUCCUUCAAAAACACGUAUCUAAAUUGGCCUCUUUUUACGCUGGAGUUUCAAACAACUUGCGCAUCGGCAGAUGGGAACGUGACCAUGAAAUUCUCCGAGGAGCCAAGCUGGUUGCAAUGACAACAACAGGUCUGUGCAAAUAUCGUGGCCUCUUGGCUAGUCUGAGCCCCAAGAUAGUUCUGAUCGAAGAAGCAGCUGAAGUUAUCGAAGCACCGGUUGCAGCUGCAUGCUUUGAGUCAUUGCAACAGUUGAUACUUGUUGGUGAUCACAAGCAGCUCAAGGGACAAUGCUCUAUGCAUGAUCUGGCAGGACCACCAUUCUUCCUGGAUGUAUCUAUGUUCGAACGGUUGGUUGCAAAUAACUUACCAUUUAUCAUGCUACGAGAGCAGCGACGCAUGAUACCAGAAAUCAGUGAACUCCUUCAGCCGAUUUAUGGAAAGCUUCAGGACCAUCAUUCAGUUACAGGAUAUCCUCCUAUUCCAGGAAUGGGGUCUAUGCGAUCAUAUUUCUUCGAUCAUCAGUGGCCCGAGAAUGGUGAUAGUCUUUCGUCAAAGCUCAAUGAGAUGGAGGCUGUCAUGACUGUCGGGCUCUACACGUAUCUGCUUAGGAACGGCACUCCGUCCAGUGCGAUGACAAUCUUGACAUUUUACAAUGGGCAGAGGAAGUUGUUGCUCAAACUUCUGAGAACAAACAAAGCUCUCGGGCAGCACAUUCCAAAUGUUGUUACGGUAGAUUCAUAUCAAGGUGAGGAGAACGACAUCAUUCUAGCCUCGCUUGUCCGCAGCAACACGUCCAAGGGAAUUGGAUUCCUUGCAGUUGACAAUCGGGUAUGCGUUGCAUUGUCUCGCGCUAGGCGGGGUUUUUUCCUUUUUGGAAAUUCGACAUUGCUUUCUUCUGUGAGUUCAUUAUGGAAGCAAGUCAUCGACAUAUUCGCUGUCGACGGCGACAGCCGCAUUGGAGGUGCCUUGAAACUCACCUGCGAGAGACAUGGCAGUCACAUGGAGGUCAAAGUUCCAGGGGAUUGGCAGCAGAUAAAUGGCGGCUGCGAUAUGGUGUGUGGGGCGACACUGAAGUGUGGUCAUAUCUUCUCACGGCAAGAUUAUCUGUCGGAAACCCUGCGGCGACAUCCGCUCGUGCUGUAA